Messenger RNA from Exophiala dermatitidis NIH/UT8656, 1305 nucleotides. RefSeq lists its product as uncharacterized. Lineage: Eukaryota; Fungi; Ascomycota; Eurotiomycetes; Chaetothyriales; Herpotrichiellaceae. The coding region runs from base 1 to 1305 and encodes 434 amino acids. The record is from RefSeq and is a predicted model, not a curated record. The transcript has a single exon.
AUGUCAUCAAUAUUUCCAGCGGACGAUAGGACCGCACACCCUCUAUUUCGACGUUGCGUACAAUGUCCUUCGGAAGCUCCCGCCUGCCCUGCUUGCGCUGCGGACGAACAAUGUUCGUUAAGUGCUCAAUCAUGUAACUCCUGUGCCAGCACAACCUGCGUGAAAAGGGGUGUCCUGCCCGGACAGACUACCAAUGAACCCAAAAAGUCGACACCAGUUGGAGGCAUUGUGGGAGGCGCUAUUGGAGGGAUCCUCGCUCUUGCCAUUAUUUCCUACUUGGUCUGGCGGUUUUGCAUUCGGAAGAAGCAGGAGAGGCGCGUGGAGCUUUGGGAUCCCCCUGAAAAGAGAGACCAAUCCACUCUGCACCGUGGUGACCGUCGCUCAACCAGAUCUGCUCACUCGAUCGCGUCCACCGUUCUGACAAGGGCUUCGAACGUUAUUCAGAUUGCCUAUAUCCCGGGAGUCACAGUUCGCUCUCCACCGGAGUCUCCGGGUUUCGCUGUACCACCCGUCCCGGCAAUUCCUGGCGGUCACGGCCAAAAUUCUACUGGAUCGACACCUCAAUUAGAGCAGCAUUUCUUCAUGCCAGGAGAUCUCAGAGAUUCCACCUGGUCGGAUACCUCUUCGGUAGACCCCCGGAUAAGUCUGGCUCCAAGCUUGGCUCGCGCGAGUGUGGCCACAACUAUUUAUCGCAGUGAUGCGAUUGUCCCUCCCAUACCUGCUCAACAAGCUUUUAGAGCCCAGGCCAAUGUUGUGAGCGUCAAAUCAGGUCACAGCACCCCUGGUGCCUCCUCAAACUCCAGUUCCCGGACGCCGCAGAUCCCUCAAGUACCCAAGCUGGGUACCAGCAAUAGUUCGAUUGUGGCGAGAAAUGUUACGGCCCGGCCCAUCGAAGUGAAGAAGGUCAAUUCCGCCACGAGGGUUCCUACGCUCGGAAAUCUAGCGAAGGAAGCGGCCAGGAAAAGCAACCCGCCAACAUCCCCAGAGCAGAAGGAUGUGCCUGUUUAUGACGACGAGAAGGAAGUUGUUGUGACUUCGGCUCUCACCAGCCCUAGUACAGACUUUGAUGAAAAUCCAAUGUCGCCCAUCACGAUUCCUAAGCCAGCAUUUGCUGGUACAGAUGCCACAAGACCCUCUUCUUCCGGAACGGUUCAAGGAAACCAAAGUAGCAACGACAACAGCGUCAACGCACUGAUCGAAGACGCCCUCAACCGAGCGCGAGACCCUCUGGUCCGGCCGGAGAUGGUGAAGCAUGAUUCUGGGCCAUUCUCGGAUGCCAACGAGGUCAAGGAAAAUUUACUUUGA